This is a messenger RNA of Linum trigynum, 1556 nucleotides long. The record is from the annotation of a GenBank genome assembly. NCBI's taxonomy places the organism in Eukaryota, Viridiplantae, Streptophyta, Magnoliopsida, Malpighiales, Linaceae.
GUCCACCCUCAACCACGGAUUAUGCGGCCUAUCGAGGCCCCGGGUUUCGGAGCCCAGCCAUUUGGGCCUGACUCACAAGAAGAUAGGCCCAAUCUCUUACAACGGCGAAUCAUCGAAACAGCAGCGAGCUCAUUCUCAGCUCAGCCUCAGCAGCUGCAGCAGUGUCACCGAGAGAAGCCAGCGGAAUUUUUGCAGGGAGAGAGGUCGAGGUUUAGGGUUUUCGAAGGCCUCACAGUCACUGGUCUGCAACAGACGGAGCAAGGAACGGAAGAAGUAGGAAUCAAAAGGGAGCCGGGAAAGCUGAAGAGAUGAAGUCGGUGGUGGGAGUCGUCGUUUCCAACAAGAUGCAGAAAUCGGUGGUGGUCGCCGUCGACAGACUGUUCCACAACAAGGUCUACAAUCGCUACGUCAAACGUACCUCCAAGUUCAUGGCCCACGACGAGAAAGACGCCUGCAACAUUGGAGACCGAGUGAAAUUGGAUCCUUCGAGGCCAUUGAGCAAGCAUAAGCGUUGGGUUGUUGCUGACAUUCUGAAGAAAGCACGGAUAUACGUUCCUCCUUCUGCUGCUAAUCAGACUGCAUCAACAGCUUCAUCUGAACUUCCAGCGUCUUCAACCUCUUAAGGUGAGAAAACGAACAAUCUCUUUGCUAAGUUGCCUGCCUCACACCCUGGCUAAGGGAAGUUGAAAGACAAUUCCCUAACUAGGCUUUAGAUGUAGCAUAAUCAAUGAAAAGGAUGGAGCUUAGUUAGUUCUGGUGUUUCUCAAUGUCACCUGAGUGCAUUUUGUGCGGAAACAUAUUGCUCCUGUGCUUGUUAACUUGAAAUCUCAAUGCUUUUAAUUGUUCGGACUAAAGACAAGAGCAAUUUAAGUAAACAUUGUAUGUUCAUUAGCAAAUUUGGUUCUCAGAGGAUCCUAACUGAUAUGGGGUGCAUAAUUCAGUGUAUUUGAUUGAGGUGGGUUCUUUGAUUUCCAUAAUUUCCUUAGUGGAGUUCUCUUUCAUACACGAGGUGGGGCCACGCAGAAGCAGGCUUCACCUGCACAGUAAGACUCAUCGUUCCUUCCGUCGUUUUCGGUUUUCUAUGAGUGUUUUGAGAUUAUUUGCCGAUCUUCAGUCAUCUUUUGUCUUUCUGUUUUGGUUUGUUCAACAGUAUUCAUGGUCAUCCAUUGAACCAUGCCAUUGUUCUUGGUAACAGGCCAUAUAUAAUGUCCAAGACAUCAAGAAGGCUUCAAAGAAAAUCAUUUAGGUGACACAAUCUCAGAUUUGCUCACGGUGAAGAUUUUCUUGCCGUUGAGGAUUGUUGUCUGGGUUUAAAAUUGAUUAGCAUUUACGAGACUUGUUGGUUCUUGAAUUUGAGGAAAAGAGGGACUCAUGAUUUAGUUUACAGCCCAUUUUGUAUGAUAUGCUGACUAGAUUUCCAAAUGAAUCUGUUUUUUUCUUUUUCUAGUCAACUUCCUGGUGGCCUUUCCUAUUGCCUUUAUGUCUGCAAGUGAUCUUUUUUCCACGAAACAGACAAGUUGUUUUCAAUGCUUUUCUUAUAAAGGAGGUUAAAUUUU